Molecule: messenger RNA, 4111 nt
Organism: Eriocheir sinensis (Chinese mitten crab)
Lineage: Eukaryota; Metazoa; Arthropoda; Malacostraca; Decapoda; Varunidae
Exons: 2
Coding region: 364-1200 (278 amino acids)
Source: RefSeq, a predicted model, not a curated record
UGUGUGUGUGUGUGUGUGUGUGUGUGUGUGUUGGAAUGAAAAAAAAAGUAAUAAGUUAAAUACUCCAAAAUUGAAUCCAUGUUAUAUAAGAAGUGAGUUGGAAAGAGUACUCGACACAUGUGGAGCUGAUAUCAAUGUGAGGAAGAGGAAUUAAAGAGAAGGUAAGGCAAAGGGAGGAUGGGGGGGUAGCAGAGGGAGAGGCCAUUCACUACAAGUGGGGAGUAAUGGCUGAGACUAGCAAAGGUGUGGAUCACAUUUCUAAAAUGCCAACAGAUUUAACUCUGACUCAGGAACCUAACUCUGCACAGUGGGACAAGUACACCUACAUGAAUCCACAGAUGCUGUUUUGAUCCACUAGCCACGAUGGACCCCUUCACAGUAGGCAUCUUAGUGACCUGCGGACUGAUAGCUAUUAACAUGAUAGUGGCAGUAUCUGUAGAGAAAUCUCACCACAGAGCCCUUGCUGGUGUAGAACACAAAAUUGGUGGAAGCUACAUAUUAGCCAAUACAAAAGAUGAGUCUGAUGAUCUGACUAGAAGGCUCAUCAGGCCACAGGAUAAUAUAAGAAAUUACACAGACCUACAGAACUCAUCAGACAUCAAUUUGCAGACUAUUAAGAAUGACAAAGGUCUGCCAUAUACCAUUUCAAGUUAUGAAAAUCCACCAAACAUCAAUAUGUCUAGUACCACUGAGAGUGACCACAUGGCAGCAGUCACAACAGAGUGUACCAAAAGCUCUCAAAACUCCACCCAGAGUGACACCACCCCACAAGAUACCACACAUGAUGAUGCUAGCCCUUCGAACUCCACCCAGAGUGACACCACCACACACGAAAUUGCUGGCGCUCCGAACCCCACCCAGAGUGACACCAUCCCACAAGAUACCACACAUGUUGAUGAUAAUAGCCCUCCAUGCCCAACCCAGAUUGACUGCACCCCACAAGAUGCCCUAAAGAGUGAUGCUACUGAUCCAAACUCCACCCAGAGUGACAUCACCUUACAAGAUGCCACACACAGCGAUACUAGCCCUUUGAAUCCCACCCAGAGUGACACCACCCCACAAGAUACUACACACAAUGAUGCUAGCCCUCCGAACCCCACCCAGAGUGACACCACCCCACAAGAUACCUUACAAAGUGAUGCUACUGACCCAAAACCCACCCAGAGUAACCCCUCUCCCACAAGAUGCCACACACAGUGAUACUAGCCCACUGAACCCCACACAAAAUAAACGCUCCACAAGAUGCCGCACACAGUGAUGCUACCACUCCAAACUCCGCACAGAAUGACCACCCCACAAAAUGCCGCACACAGUGACACUAACUCUUCAAACCUCACCAAGAGACCAACCCUCAUGACAUUGCUAAGUGACAUCAGCCCAACAGACACCACUGAGAGGAAUUGCAUUGCACCAGACUCCAUUCAGAGAAAUAGUAGCUCAACAGAUAUCACAAAAAAUUACAGCAGCCUGGCAAAUGACAAAUACUACCCAGUGUCACUAGUACAUCAGAAGCAACUGAGAGAAAUACAGGCUAUCCAAACACAACUAAGAAUGACAUAAGAAAACCAAUCAUCAAUGACAGUGCCAGCGAUCUGCCAGACCACUGAGUGACAGCAGUCAACUAGAUUCCGCUGAUAGCAACAGACACCCAUCAGAAACCAGCAAGAAGUUACCCACCAAUUUAGUGCUCAUACUAGGUCAUACUAGGCCCCCAAAUACCUAUAAACAUAUUCCUGAUGCUCAUUAAUAUGUUGUCAGUACAUCUUAUUGAAUUGAACAUAAUGAAUACAAUCAAAACAGAUACAGACCCACAAUGUAAAUACACUCCUAGUAAGAUGCCAAUACAAGACACACCAUAAUAUCGUGCUAUGUGUCCUUAAAGGCGACACCACGAAAAUAAAGAAAGAAACUACUCAUUGACUAAAGGCAUCACUCAAAGCAACUCAGACACUGUCAUACAAUAUAUAAAUCAUUUUAAAAGUUGCCAGAAUCUACUACCUCACUCACAGUACAAGUACUGUACUGUAGGAUACUAAUCUGCUAUACCAAAUAGUAAUGUUUUAGGAUAUGGCAGCCUAACCUAUUCAUAUUAUGUUUGUUAAUUUAUUACCCUUUCCAUUAAGAGGUAAACAGUGAAAGUAGAACAAUUAAAGGAGGUGCAAGAAAGAAGAAUGUAAUGGUAUGAACAUGACAUUAGCAGAGAUGAAAAGUAUGGGUUGGAGAGUUAUGGACAUGGAAAUGCAUGAUAGAAGGACGUAAGGAAGACAUGACUUGAGGCAGUUGAAUUGUGUUAAGAGAGACUGAGGAGGGAAGGGACUAUCCGAUGAUCAAGACUUGAGAACAUGGAAAGGACUAGUCAGGCACGGUAACCCCAUAUGAGCAUGGGGGUAAAGCUGUUAAGACAAAGAGGAAUGAAUACAUAACAAUUAAAUGCAUAUUUUUCUAUGUAUUUAUAAGUUUUGAACCAUUACCUGUAGAAGUAAAAUUACAUAAGAUGAAGGCGAUAAUGUUAAUAGAAAACUGAAUAGAUUGUAUAUGUCUGUGCUAGCCAUGUUUUAUGGAAAACAUUAAUAUGAGUGGCAAUGAUAACAAACCUAAGUAAGUGGCCUGCAUCAUGAACUCAUUUUCCACUUGUCUUGGAAACAUUUUGCAAAGCUAGUGGGUGCAGGCAACCCUUAUGCUACAAUAAUGCUGCUCCUAAACAGACUAUGGUGAAGAACUAUAUAUGUAAUAUGAUUUUAAUGUGUAUACUAUUUAGUGUCUUUGAUAUUUUAGCAACAUACUGCAAAAUACAGCAUGAUAGAAGUAUGAUUAAUUUCCUGGCAGCUUUUCUAUUAUAAUGUAAACAUAACUAAUUCUUAGCAUGAUAUAUGAUUUGCUGUUUCUUUCUUCCUGUAGCUCAGUUGAUCAAAGCACCUGAGGCAUCAUAUCACAUGCCUGGGCCUACCAUGACACACUAAAGAUGUUGCUUCAGAAUCUAAACCAAUUAGAUUAUUAUGACAAGUGUUUUGUAAUGUUCUUGCAGAUGCUUCUAAAUAGAAUUUCAUUAUGAAAAGUGUACCAUGUUAUAUCACAAUAAGAAUGCCAGGUUUGUGGAGGUUAUGGACAAUUUUUAGGAGGGAUGUAAAAACAAUUAUUAUGAAAUGUGAAUGGAUAUUCCAUUAAACAUGUAUGUAUGCUUUUAAUAGAUAAAUAAAUGUAUAUGACUACACUGCAACAAACUUGUUUCAUAUUUUUUCACUUUCUUAUAUACAGUAAUCUUACAGGCUCAAGCUCAUUCCACUCACAAAAUGUGUGUACAAAGUAAAGUAUGAAUUGCUGAAACACUUGAAAUUUGUCUAUCACGUGAGUUUCAACUGCAAUAAUGCAUAUAUUACACUGUGUGUGUGUGUGUGUGUGUGUGUGUGUGUGUGAGUGUGUGUGUGUGUGUGUGUGAGUGAGUGUGCGUGUGUGUACAAUAUGAAAUACAGUAACUUAAUAAUCAGAACCUCAAGAAAAAAAAUUAAAACAUCUAGGAGUACAAGAAAAAGCUGAAGUUCAAUGAAGCAAAUAAUAAAAGAAAAGAAGAAAAAAAUGUCGUCACCAAAAACUUUUAAGUUAAACCAUAAGAAGGUUCCCAAACUGCAGUGAGUAAUAACACGACGUUAAACUGAUAAGUAGUAUGUUAAAUUUAGGAUGUAUAUAAGUAUAAUCAGGUAUUACAGCUGAUGUGCUUAUGAUGUGAUGGAAACGACGUGUGGAAAAGUGUAGUAGGACAAGAUUUUAAAUAAAAAUAAUAAUGAUAAAUGACAAACUCCUCAAUGCGACGGGUGGGUGACUGCCCUUGUCCAGUAAGUAUCCUUCUGAUGUAGCUCAAAUAACCAAGCAAUAUACCAUCAACAAAAACUCAUGAAGGGAGGGGUCAAUGGUAUCAGGGGUAAAGAUGAAGAGAGGUUGAACACCUCUGUCCUCUUAUAUUAUCAGAUUUAACGACUCUCUCUCUCUGAAAACUACUGUAACUACCGAACCGAACAGCUGAUCUUUUCUUAGCAUAUAGCAAUCAACACGCAAUCACACAGACACUCACUCACUCAGCAUUUCACCAAACAGUCAUACUCUUGAGGCGCUAACA